This is a messenger RNA of Leucoraja erinaceus (little skate), 1876 nucleotides long. RefSeq names its product nonhomologous end-joining factor 1 (gene nhej1). Gene Ontology annotation, cellular component: DNA ligase IV complex; nucleus. The coding region runs from base 67 to 993 and encodes 308 amino acids. The record is from RefSeq and is a predicted model, not a curated record. NCBI's taxonomy places the organism in Eukaryota, Metazoa, Chordata, Chondrichthyes, Rajiformes, Rajidae. Gene Ontology annotation, biological process: double-strand break repair via nonhomologous end joining. Gene Ontology annotation, molecular function: DNA end binding. The transcript has 8 exons.
UGCAGGGAGAUUGCGGACGGCCAGGCUGCAGCACCAGGAAGUAAGACCCACAGAGGGGACGGUUCGAUGGCAGAGUUGGAGAGGUUGGCGGAUGAACUUCUGGCAAAGCCCUGGAGCCCCGUGCACAUCGAGGACUCUCCCUUCCUGCUGAAGGCCUCGUUCAGCCAAGCCGCCUACAGGCUGAUGCUCUCCGAUCUCAGCAGCGUCUGGUGGGAGGAGGUCGACUCGGACAGUCUCAAGCAGAGGGCACAGGAAUUGAACAAGCGUCUGAAGGCACCGGCGUCUGCGUUCUGCCGCCACCUCUCUGGGCUGCUGGAGCCUCUGCUGGGAAACGGGGGCCGCAGAUUACUCCCCGGCUUCACGUGCCAGCGAGCCGGCAGCGGGCUCACGGUCAGCUUGAGGAGCGAACUGGCUGAAGUCCCCUUCUAUUGGGCUUUCCGCUGUGUCGAAGCCCCCCUCAGCAUGGUGUCCCACCACAUGGUCUGUCCACUACUGACCAUGAUGCAGGCUCUGCACAGGCAGACUGUGGACCUCACGCUGCUCUUACAGAGGAAGGACGCUGAGAUUCUGGACUACAAGGAAAGCGGAGGCGUGCUCAGUCGUGAUCGCUUGGCCACUGACGUUUUCAAUGCGGUGGAGUUCAAGGAAAGAUUUAUCGCAGAGAGUCUGGCCGAGGCCGUUGACGUGCACGAUGGCAGUAUGUUUAACCCCGAGCUCCAAAAACUCUACACGACCAUAAUGGCAGCCAAAGCAAGUCGCAAAAGAAGGCACAGUUCAGGGGAAGACGACAAUCAAAAGCAUCAGCCCGGCCUCGGAGAAGCUCAGGAAGUGGUGACGGCCGGAACAGAGAAGGAAGAAGUCGCGCCAGCCGCUGCCGAGAGCCCCGAGGUUAAAAAACAGACUCCUCGAAAGAUCCGUAGCUCUGCGACUGUGAGCAGCCCGAACCGCGACGCCGUGAAGCAGAAGAGGAAGAAAAAAGGAAUUUUUAGUUGAUUUUUAAUGAAUCCAGGAGGUGUUUUUUUUAAACCAGGAGGCACUUUUAACCCACUGAACCCCUCUGCCCUUGUUAUGUGUUCGGUGGCGAGGUCGUUUGUCACCUUGCUCUUUUAACCUUUGAUGUCAACGUCCGAUGACAUUGGUGUCCGAGGGAUUUGCUGCACAAACUCUUAGAACCACAGGGACCUAAACCACAAAACGGAGCAGUCUCUCGCCAGUGUCCCCCCCCCACCGUGGUCGCCAUGACGAUUGUCUCUCUCUCCGAAGGCCGCAAAAUGGCCGCCUGAUUUUAUUUCUAGGCUCCUCCGGUGAUGUCUUAGCGGGGAUCCAGCCUCAAGAACUGCGAUGGGAGAAUGGGGAAGAGAGGGGAGAUCGAAGGGUGGGCUGCACAUUACAUGUGUGCAGGAAGGAACUGCAGAUGCUGGUUUAAACCAACGUUAGACACAAAAAGCCGGAGUAACUCAGCGGGUCAGGCAGCAUCUCUGGAGAGAAGGAAUGGGCGACCUUUUGGGCCGAGACCCUUCUGCAGACUUCUUAGUCUGAAGAAGGGUCUCAACCUGAAACGUCGGCCCAUUCCUUCUAUCCAGAGAUGCUGCCUGGCCCGCUGAGUUAUUCCAGCAUUUUGUGCCUAUCCUCUUUAAGCGGAUGUCAGAUAUAUUAAUUUGAAGAUUUAGACACAAGGAACUGCAGAUGCCGGUUCACAACACACAAAAAAAAAGUAAUGCAGUGCUGGAGUAACUCAACGGGUCAGGCCACAGCUCUGGAGAACAGGGACAGCUGACGUUUCGGGCCAGACUGGAGAAGGGUCCCCACCAGAAAUGACACCUAUCCAUGUUCUCCACAGAUGCUGCCUGACCCGCUGAGUUACUCCGGCACUCUG